Messenger RNA from Quercus lobata, 1005 nucleotides. RefSeq lists its product as uncharacterized. The record is from RefSeq and is a predicted model, not a curated record. Lineage: Eukaryota; Viridiplantae; Streptophyta; Magnoliopsida; Fagales; Fagaceae. Gene Ontology annotation, molecular function: zinc ion binding; protein-folding chaperone binding. The transcript has 4 exons. Gene Ontology annotation, biological process: protein stabilization; protein import into mitochondrial matrix; protein folding. Gene Ontology annotation, cellular component: mitochondrion. Bases 112 to 762 code for a protein of 216 amino acids.
CAAACAAAUUGUAAAUUUGUAAUUAUACAGUAAUACUAUCUUCUUCACAGCGAAGCGAGUCACGCCGACUCACUGAGUUUAUCUUCUCUCUGUUGGACCGAGUCGAUCCCCAUGGAAACCGUAAUGAGCUCCUCCUCUGCAACGAUCAUGUCCUCCUCCUCUCCUUUCUCUAAUUUCCCUCUCAAACGAACACUUCCUUCGAGACCUUUCCAUUUCCCUCUCGCUUCCAAAGGUAAAGACAAUGAAUCGAUUAACAAUCCCGAGUCUGAUUCGAAGGAAAUCAAGAGUCUUCCAAUUCUCAGCAAUCGCCAUCUCUCUCUCUCUCCUCUCUCAAAGGAUGUGGCAAUGGGAUUGGUACUGAAUGCAGCUGCGGGGAGAGGGUGGACAACAGGUUCGGGUAUGGAAGGUCCUUCCAACCCUGCUGGGACUGAGACCAAUUCUGUCUCUGAGAAUGUCUCCACUUUGCCAUGGUCUCUGUUCACUAAAUCACCUCGCCGGAGAAUGCGUGUGGCUUUUACUUGUAACAUUUGUGGGCAGAGGACAACACGGGCUAUUAACCCUCAUGCUUAUACCGAUGGCACUGUCUUUGUGCAGUGUUGUGGGUGCAACGCAUUCCAUAAGCUUGUGGAUAAUUUGAAUCUGUUUCAUGAGAUGAAGUGCUAUGUGAGCCCGGAUUUUAAUUACAGAGGUCAAGGUUGGGAUAAUGUUAACUUCAAAUAUCUGGAUACAGAAGAUGGCAAUGACAUAUUUCCUAUCCAGUGAGGGGGAUGGUUGGCCUAUAGAGUAUGUAUAUUCUACACUAGUGGUGGGAUCUCAAUAUAGUUGCCUAUGUAUAUUUUAAUGUUCUUUUAUAGGAACUUUUGAAAAAAAAAAAACUGUAUUAAUUUAUGAGAUGGCUAGGGUUGUAUUAGUAUCAAAUUGGAUUUUUGUGUGUUAUGCGUGUGAUUGUACACACAAUUAAAAAAAUGAAAGAGGAAUAGUGCAUGCAUGUUGCAUUUCUCUUGA